Apis florea (little honeybee) is the source of this 3261-nucleotide messenger RNA. It is a transcript of the gene MED24, whose product is annotated as mediator complex subunit 24. Gene Ontology annotation, cellular component: mediator complex. The record is from RefSeq and is a predicted model, not a curated record. Gene Ontology annotation, molecular function: transcription coregulator activity. Gene Ontology annotation, biological process: positive regulation of transcription initiation by RNA polymerase II. Lineage: Eukaryota; Metazoa; Arthropoda; Insecta; Hymenoptera; Apidae.
UGCAAUUGCCAAUAGUGGCAAUCCUGUCUAACAGUAACACCAUGACGCUAGUCAUGACGGCUGUAGAAGAGUUAUGGUGUGAAAAUGGCUUGGAAAUAUGUCAGCCAUAGUUUAUUAAUGAAAUCAAUUUUUUUUAUAUGAGAUGUUGCUUAAAUAGGAGGAAUUAUGUGUAAUCUCCUAACAUCAGUUAUGGAGACUAAAGUAACAAGUAAGACCAGCAGUUUGAAAGCUCUUUUGUUACGAGCAUGGAGAGAACGUUGGAGUGAUUUACAAUGGGGUAUUAACAUUAAAACUAUUUUACCUAGAGGUGUUAGUGGAGAUGUAUAUAAUUUAGCAGACUGCAUAUUGCAGCAAGCAUUAGUAGGACUUGGACCAAAUCAAUUAGUAUUAUCAUACCUAAAACAUUCUUUAAGUUCUCAGUUGGUCUCCUAUGCCGCUGUAUUACAAAGAAUAAGCAAAUAUGAUGCAUUUCAUAAACCCCAUUGCAUUCUAAGUCUUUUAGAAUUUUUAGAAUCUAUUCAAAUAGGAAUUACAUGCCGUGGUAAGCCAGAGGAAGAUCUUUUGGCUGCUGCAGUAUUAUCCAUAGUUAAUUGGUUACUACAAUGUUAUUUACAUACUCUAACAAAAAUGCCUCAAAAUAAUCCAUUAACUCCACAACCAACAGAAUUGAUGGAUAAACCUGCCAGUAUAUUAAAACAGAUGCUUAGUUCUGAUUUCCUGUGUGCUAUGAUGUACUUAGCAAAAUAUGAUGAUAAAGAUUUGUACAUAGAAGUUGUAAAAAAGUGCCAAGAGAUUGAGGCUCUGUUGAAAACUAGUAGCCUAAAGUCUUCUAUUCAAAUUGAAGAUUCUUUAAAAAAAUUGUGCAAUUUAGAGGAUGAUUGUUUAACUUUAUCUCCUGAAAUGUCACAAAUGGAAUCUAUAACUCAUUGCCUGCAACCUUUGUUUGCUGUUCAAGUGUUAUUAAAUCCUAGCACAGAAACUUCUGUAUUUGUUAAUCAGAUGCUGAUGGUCCAAAGACUUAAAAAUUAUACAAAUACAAGAUUAUAUUGCGAAAUAAUCCGCGCGUGUUUAAUGUGCUUACACAAUGUUACGAGUACAAUCAAUGAAUCGCAAUGGGGUGCUUUUACCUUUUUAAAAGUACCUCUUAUAUUAAAAGAAUUACAUGUAGCACAUUCAAAUGCAGAUGAUAAAUUAGAAUAUUCACAAGAUAUUCUAGAUGCAUUCGAAUUAUUACUCCAAUUCACUCCACUUCUCGAUAUAGUAGAUACUGCGUGUUCUUGUAAUAGUGUAGAGUGUUUGCUUAAUGCUCUGCAAAAAGUAAACUUAGUCACAGAAAAGCAAACUAAACAUUUAAGUAGCAGAAGAGAAGGUGUUACCGCGAAUUUACAAAAAUUAGAAAUUUCUAUAGCCACAUCUUCAAUUCCUAAAGUAAUCGUACGUGCAGAGCCGACUUUAUCAGGUAUUUUAAAAACUCUUAAUGCAGAUUACACAAAGAUUCACGAGGCAUUGCUUAGCAUGUUAUAUCAAGUUUUAACGGGAAACAGUUUUGAACUUAUAUUGGCAGUAGCUACUGUAGAAGGAAAACUUAAAACUUUUGUUACCAAAUUAAUUAAGUUCAAUGAAUGCAGUAAGCAAAUUAAUGAACCUGUUCCACCAAAGACUGCAGCAAAAAGAGCGAUGUUAUUCGAUAUAUCAUUUCUUAUGCUAUGUUCUAUAGUGCAAACUUAUGGAUCUGAUGCUGUAUUAGAAGAAGGAGAAGGAGAUUCCUUUUUUGAACAAUGGGUACGUGAAUAUAUGCCCGAACGAAAUCAACCAAAGUCUCCCCAAAAAAUGUUACAAAAUAUUGAUCCUGCCAGAGUAGAUGCAUUAUUAGCACAAAUCAAUUCUCCGGAUCCUGAUUUGAAAUCUAGCAAUAUAAAGUGGCAUAUCGCGUGUCAAUCUGCUAUGGGUGCUGUAAAAGAGCUUCUCUGUGCGUGGGAAAGCGAUGUACUUGGAGCAAGUGAUGUUAAAAGAGCUCUGGAUGGUUUACGUGCAACUGCUUGCUGUUUACCAGUCUGUGCAGCAGCUUGGCUUUGUGCACAUAUGAGCAUUACUCAUCAAGAUGCUCUUUUAAAACCUUUGAAUAUGGUGCAACAUUUCUUAACACCACUCCCUGGCGAUGAAAUGCAGGAUAAUCUCAAAGAAUUUUUGCCUCUUAGAUCAAGUUUGAUGUCACAAAUCAUUCGCAAAAUGCAAUAUGAUGUUCAUCCUCCUACCCAAUCGAAAACGAAAGUGCUUUCAAUGUCUCACAGUAUUAUAUCAAGACAACCUAUAUUAGAACAAUUGGAAACUGUAUGGGGAAGCAUAAAUCAGCGAGGUUGGAUAAAUAUUCAAGCGACACAAUCUUUAGAAUCUUUAUUAAAUACUGGUGGUUCUUUAUGGUUCGUAACAAAUAUAGUAAAAGAAGUAUUGAAAUAUCGGUACCAAGAGGAACUGGAUCAAGCAGUAGAUUUAGCGUUUGCCAUUUUUCAUCUUGAUAUCGAAAACUGUACCUUAGAUCUCAUCAACCAUAUCAUUCCACAAUAUUUAUAUAACUCGUUACAAAGCGAAGAACUCGUAGAACCACAAUCCUCAGUGUUAGCAAAGUUAUGCGUAUAUUGUAUAUUUUCUACAUUAGAAUACAAUAAUUCGAGUCCCUCUCGAGGAAACAAUAGAAAACGAGUACGUCGGGAUUUAGAUGCGGAAGAACUUGAUGCUCUUGGUGUACCUGCGAAUAAAAUUUUACGAUUAAACGAAGCUGGAGAUACCAAUCCUAUAUUUGGCUCACAAAGUCCACAAGCUCAAGGAUCGACUAAUGGACAGAAAUCAGUUAUAUUGAGAGAUCCUCUUCUGUCAGCACUAAAUGGAUUGUUUACUAUAUUCACGUUCCUAGCUGGUAGAGAUGGUGAAGUGUCUCAACAGACUCAUUUUAUACUUCAAUUUCUACGUUUAAUGGUACAAUGUGGAAAAGAUAGGACUCGUAUUGUAUUACAGGGAAUGCCGCAAACAUUGGUACCUUGCCUUUUGAAAGCAUUACCCGAAUUGUUUACAACUGAUAUUCUACUAAGGUUUUACGAUAUUCAGACAGCAGUUGGAAGAAAAGCAACGGCACGUGACUUGUGCAUGCUGAGAAAUAUCAAUCUAAAACCUUCGAAAUAAUUUUAGAUGGAUAUUUAAUUUAAACAAUAGUGAGAUAUUGAUUGUAUAAUUAUUUUCAAAUACAUGAAUUUAAUAGGAAAUUAA